CGCUUACACAGUAUGGCCGGCGAUAUUAGCUAGCGCUCGCUAACGGUAUUCUCUGCUAAAGGGAAGACGGUAACUCAAGCAAAUCAACUCCUGGAUUGUUUAAAGGACUGAACCUCACUAAAUAAUAACAGGUCGAGGAAGGAGUAAUUAAGCUGUAAACGUUUUAAACGACGUUGUAAUAUUUUUGGUUGUUGGGUGUCUGUUGUCUCACGAUGGAAGAUAACGGUGCACAUUUCUUCGAGGGGACCGAGAAGCUGUUGGAGGUGUGGUUCUCUCGGCAGGAUGAGACCAAAGGAAACGGAGACCUCCGUACCAUCCCAAGGUUUGAGUGGGACAAACUUUUGGAAAAUGUGCAUUGUUUGAUAAUAAGUGUGACAAAGACCGACAAGCAGGAAGCUUAUAUACUCAGUGAGAGUAGCAUGUUUGUCUCCAAGAGACGUUUCAUUUUGAAGACAUGCGGAACCACCCUCUUGUUGCAAGCACUGGUGCCUCUGCUGGAACUCGCCAGGGAGUACUGUGGCUUCGACACCAUUGAGAAUUUCUUCUACUCCCGUAAGAACUUCAUGAAACCAGCCCAUCAAGAGUUCCCUCAUCGAAACUUCCAGGAAGAAGUGGACUUCCUCAGCCAGAUUUUUCCCAAUGGUGCAGCCUACUGUAUGGGACGUUUGAACUCUGACUGCUGGUACCUGUUUACUCUGGAUAUGCCAGAGUACUGGGAGAACAAGUAUGCUGAUCAGACGCUGGAAGUUCUGAUGAGCGACCUUGAUCCAGCCAUCAUGGACCAGUUCUACAUGAAAGACGGUGUUUCCGCAAGUGAGGUCACUCGUAUGAGUGGAAUUCGUGACCUGAUACCAGGUUCUGUGAUUGAUGCCACAAUGUUCAACCCUUGUGGAUACUCAAUGAACGGGAUGAAGACUGACGGAACCUACUGGACCAUCCACAUCACCCCAGAGCCAGAGUUCUCCUACGUCAGCUUUGAAACAAACCUCUCCCAGACAUCAUAUGAUGAACUGAUCAGGAAGGUUGUGGAGGUGUUCAAGCCAGGAAAAUUUGUGACUACACUCUUUGUCAAUCAGAGCUCCAAAUGUCGCAGUGUCUUUUCUACUCCCCCAAAAAUGGAGGGCUACAAGCGCCUUGACCGCCAGUUGGCUCAGUUCAACGAUUACAAUUUCGUCUUCACAAGCUACACCAAGAAUCGCCAGCAGAACCAGCAGCAGAGCUGAGGGUCGAGGAUGAAGAGGCGCAAAAAACGUGGCGCCUCGGCGCUCCCAUGUUGCGACGCGGUUCACCACCCAGUAGCGAGCUUAU
Oreochromis niloticus (Nile tilapia) is the source of this 1308-nucleotide messenger RNA. RefSeq names its product adenosylmethionine decarboxylase 1 (gene amd1). Gene Ontology annotation, molecular function: adenosylmethionine decarboxylase activity. Gene Ontology annotation, biological process: spermine biosynthetic process; spermidine biosynthetic process. Gene Ontology annotation, cellular component: cytosol. The transcript has 9 exons. Bases 213 to 1223 code for a protein of 336 amino acids. Lineage: Eukaryota; Metazoa; Chordata; Actinopteri; Cichliformes; Cichlidae. The record is from RefSeq and is a predicted model, not a curated record.